GGGGAUCCAUGACCAGUGAUUGCAUUCUAUUCGUGAUAUUCCAUAGUAGCAGAUCAAAUAUCAGGCCGGCAAUCAACAGGCAGCCUACUCGAGCAGUUAGUGUGUCAGUCAGUCAGUCAGUUGCUCUAUGCGCGGUAGUGAGCAGCCAUACUUUAGUUCUAGUAACUAUUUACUCUGACUUAGCUUAUCCAUUGCCCCUUGACGCCAGUCGUCAAAGAAAGCCUAAGCGCUCAUCAAGUACCAAGUGCUCGUUGUCGUUGUCGUGAUCGUCAGGCAGUCAGUUUUUCUGACAAUUAUUAAGUAAAUGGAAAGAAAUUAAAAUAAUCAAAUUAAAUUCAAGACGUAAAAGACCGCUAAGUAAUUUCUUAAAAAAAAGUGUAUUUUUUUUAUUCAAAGCCACACGGUGCGGACAAGCAUCAUCAUUCAGUGCGUUCGUUUGUGGAUUUCUGUGAAUGUGAAAAAAAUAAUGGAAAAUAAAGUCAUUUGAAAAAAAAAUCGUUCUAUGCAACAGAGUCAAUAAUACAGUGCGUGGGAAAUUCUGAAAAAUAUUGAAAUAAAAAAAAAUUGGAAAUUUUCAGAAACAAAAUGCAAAAAUGUUGCUCUGAUAGUUUUGACUUCGCUUAAAAACACUAGCCCUGUUUAGUAAAGUGCAUAAGGCCUCAUAAAGUGUUAAAAGGAAUACGUUAUUUCUAAAAACGAAAAUAAAAAAGUAUUAUCUUGCCCAUCUAAUAGAAUAAUCUCGUCUUUGUCAAAAUGUCUAAUGUAGAGGCACGUUCUGUUUUGUGGUAUUUGGUGUUUAUUGGUUUCGCUGUCAAUUACAUGAUACGCAUCAAUCUAAAUAUCACAAUUGUGGAGAUGGUGACUAGUUCCAAAAGCAAAUCGGCCGCAACACAAGCGCCACCACCUCUAGCAGCCCUAGCAGAAUUAUCAGCAUCGUUAUCGGGAGAAACCCAUACUAAUGGCGAUUAUGAGUCGAUGAAUGUGACGCAGUCAGCAAAGCUUAUGACCGAAGACGAAGAAGCUGUGCAGAGACAACAUUCUUCCGGGCCUACAAUGAAUGGAGAAGAUAACGACGGUGUGGUGCAGCAACUGGUGACGAAUGCAUCUAGGCUUUACAGUGAUGACGAAGAAGGCUUCGAUUGGAAUGAAUACCAACAGGGUUUGGUAUUGGGUUCAUUUUUCUGGGCCCAUUGGGUUACCCAGAUACCCGGUGGCAUUUUGGCUAGAAAAUAUGGCACUAAAUUGGUAUUUGGUCUAUCCAAUGCCAUAGGAUGCUGGAUGUGCUUUUUUAUACCUACUGUUUCGUAUUGGGAUUUUAGAGCCUUAAUCAUAUUGCGAGUCAUCCAAGGUCUAAUAACGGGUUUGGCUUGGCCAGCUAUGCAUGUGCUUACCGCCAAAUGGAUACCGCCCAAUGAGAGAAGUAAAUUUGUCACCGCCUAUUUGGGUAGUUCUGUGGGUAUUGCGGUGUUUUAUCCCUGCUUUGGCUAUGUCAUGCAUUGGACUUCUUGGGUUUGGGUUUAUCACCUUUGUGGCAUUAUAGGCUCUGUAUGGUGGUUGGGUUGGUUGUUCUUUGUCUAUGAUACCCCGGCUCAACAUCCCCGCAUAAGUGAAUCGGAACUGAGAUAUAUUGAAAAGUCAUUGGGUGCCUCGGUUCAAAAUUCACCUACAGCUGGUACUCCAUGGUUGCAAAUUUUAACCUCAAAACCUGUUUGGAUGAAUUGUAUAGCCCAAUGGGGUGGAAUAUGGGGUCUGUUUACUAUGAUGACACAGGCUCCAACAUAUUUCCGUGUUAUACACAAUUGGAAUAUAAGGGCGACUGGCUUAUUGUCCGGCUUGCCUCAUUUGGUGCGCAUGAUUUUCGCUUACGUCUUUUCCUUAUUUGCCGACUAUCUCCUACGUACUGAGAAGAUGAGCCGCACAAAUGUAAGGAAAUUGGCUACUGUUAUAAGUUGCAUUCUUAAUGGCUUAACGGUUGUGGCUUUGGCUUACUUCGGUCACAAUGCGACAGCUGCCAUUGUCUUUCUAACCAUGGCUACCAUGUUACAUGGGGCAGUAUCAUCGGGAGCCUUAGCUUCUAUUGUGGAUAUAUCACCGAAUUUCGCAGGCAUUGUUUUGGGUAUCAGUGGCAUGAUAGGAGUACUGCCCGGCUUCAUAUCACCCUACAUUGUGGGCGUUUUGACAUUGGGAAAUCAAACCUUUGAAUCUUGGAAACAUGUAUUCCUUAUAUGUGCGGCCAUGUUAAUAGGCAGCGGCAUUCUUUAUGUGCUCUUCGCCGACUCGACAUUGCAAAAAUGGAAUGACUACAGCUCGCUGAGGGAUGACAAAGAACUGGUGCAUUUGAACAAGGAAAAGGAAGUUUUAAAGGAGCAACAAACGAGGGAGGAAUAUCUUAAGACUGAGAAGAAGCAAGGCAGUGAUCAACAAAAAGAUUAGAGUUUAUGACUUAUAGCACGUAAUGAAAGGAUUUCAGGUGUAUUUUUUUGUUGUUUGCAUUGUUUAAUUUUUUUUUUAGUUUGUAUUCAUAGAAAUUUAGUAGAGUAGUUAUUAUUUUCUUUUGUGAUAUUUAUGGUAUUUUAGAGUGUUUAUAAAAGCACAAGUGUGCUCAUUCUAGCAGCUCAUGUGGCAAAUAAAUGUUCUGCUUAUUAAAAACCAUACAAAAAAGGAGUAAACAA
Molecule: messenger RNA, 2672 nt
Organism: Stomoxys calcitrans (stable fly)
Lineage: Eukaryota; Metazoa; Arthropoda; Insecta; Diptera; Muscidae
Gene: NaPi-T
Product: sialin
Exons: 7
Coding region: 754-2433 (559 amino acids)
Biological process (GO): monoatomic anion transport; transmembrane transport
Cellular component (GO): plasma membrane
Molecular function (GO): transmembrane transporter activity
Source: RefSeq, a predicted model, not a curated record